Penicillium pulvis is the source of this 1611-nucleotide messenger RNA. RefSeq names its product CoA-acylating methylmalonate-semialdehyde dehydrogenase. NCBI's taxonomy places the organism in Eukaryota, Fungi, Ascomycota, Eurotiomycetes, Eurotiales, Aspergillaceae. The coding region runs from base 31 to 1611 and encodes 526 amino acids. Gene Ontology annotation, cellular component: mitochondrion. Gene Ontology annotation, molecular function: malonate-semialdehyde dehydrogenase (acetylating, [NAD(P)+]) activity; methylmalonate-semialdehyde dehydrogenase (acylating, NAD+) activity. Gene Ontology annotation, biological process: L-valine catabolic process; thymine catabolic process. The transcript is spliced from 2 exons. The record is from RefSeq and is a predicted model, not a curated record.
AACAAGUCAAGAAAGCGACAGAGUGAAGAGAUGACUCAAACUCCCGCAAAGGAAAGUGUGCUGGGCACAUCUUCCGCCGUGUUUCCCAAUUCUCACGAGAAAAUCACCGACCCGAAAGACACGCCCUACUUCGUUGACAAUGAGUUCCGAUUCUCAGCCACGAAAGAUUUCAUUGAUGUUCACGACCCCGCGACCAACAAUUUGGUGUCAAGAGUCCCAAAGAUGACCACAGCUGAGCUAGAAGAUGCUGUGGCAUCUGCGGAGAAUGCCUUCCCAGUCUGGCAAAACAUGUCUACAAUUGCCAGACAGCAAAUCAUGUUCCGCUACGUUGCUCUCAUUCGAGAACACUGGGAUCGACUCGCAGCAGUCAUUACGCUUGAGCAGGGUAAAACUGUUUCUGACGCGAAAGGUGACGUUUUGCGCGGUUUGCAGGUGGCGGAGGCCGCAUGUGCAGGACCAGAAUACAUGAAGGGCGAGGUUCUCGAAGUCGCGAAAGAUAUGGAGACCAGGACAUACCGAGAACCACUUGGCGUCGUCGCCGUGAUUUGUCCAUUCAACUUCCCUGCUAUGAUCCCGCUAUGGUGUAUACCUAUCGCCACAAUCACCGGAAACACCGUCGUGUUGAAGCCAUCCGAGCGGGCACCGGGCGCGGCGAUGAUUCUGAUGGAAUUGGCGGAAAAGGCAGGAUUUCCCAAGGGCGUGAUCAAUGUCGUACACGGUGCACAUGAUACUGUGAACUUCCUACUUGAUGCGCCUGCUGUCAAGGCGAUCAGCUUUGUCGGAAGCAAUAAGGCUGGAGAGUAUAUCUUUGCCAAGGGAUCAGCCAAUGGCAAGCGAGUACAGGCAAACCUUGGCGCGAAGAAUCAUGCCGUGGUACUACCUGAUUCGGACAAAGACUCGACAUUGGAUGCAAUUAUUGCUGCGGCAUUCGGCGCAGCUGGCCAGCGGUGUAUGGCUCUAUCUGCUGUGGCCUUUAUCGGAGAGACACAAAACUGGCUACCCGAGCUCGUUGAGCGAGCUAAGGCUCUCUCCAUGAAUGGUGGCUUUGAAUCCGAAGCAGACCUUGGUCCUGUCGUUACCCCGGAGAGUAAGACUAGGAUCGAAGGCCUGGUUGCAAGUGCGGAGACUGAGGGUGCGAAAGUGCUCCUUGAUGGUCGUGGAGUCAAGCCUUCGAAAUACCCCAACGGCAACUGGGUCGCCCCAACCAUUAUCAGCGAGGUCACUCCAUCCAUGCAAUGCUACACAGAAGAAAUUUUCGGUCCUGUGUUGGUCUGUCUCCAAACGGAAUCUCUUGAUCAAGCUAUUAAGCUGGUGAAUGAGAACCCUUAUGGCAAUGGCACGGCUAUCUUCACAUCCUCGGGCAUUUCAGCUGAACGAUUCCGGAAAAAUAUUCAAGCUGGGCAGGUAGGUGUCAAUGUACCUAUUCCUGUGCCACUUCCCAUGUUUUCUUUCACUGGGAACAAAAAGAGUGUUGCUGGAGGGGGAGCCAAUACCUUCUAUGGACGACCCGGUGUGAACUUCUAUACACAGUUGAAGACUGUUACUUCGAAAUGGGCUGGUCGUGAUAGCCAGCCCGCCAAGACAACACUUUCUAUGCCUACUCACAGCUAA